ACUCGACACACGUCGAAUAAUAUCGAAUGGAACAAGAAAUUGUGAUCCACAAUUUGAGGUAAAAUCCAGUUUUACGGUGCUGUUACGUCGGCAAAACUUUUCAUAUCAUACAGGAUGAGUGCAGUUGGGGAGCUGCUGAAAGGCCUUCCGUGCCAUGAUGAAAACAACUUCACCAAAUAUCACAAUGAACCGAACAGAAGUACAGUGUCCAAUAUGCAGCCGAGCAAAAAGCCCAACGUAUACUUGCCAACCAAAGACUACCCUUCGGAACAAGUGAUUACGACAGAAAAGACGAACAUUCUUCUAAGAUAUCUACAUCAGCAAUGGGACAAGAAGAACGUUCAUAAAAAGCGUGAUCAAGGAAAUGCCAACCUUGAUAGUGAAUCGCCUCCCGCCCGAAAGAUGCCAAGGCUACAGCAAAACAGCAGAGACAACGGAGGAUCGUAAGGCCCUGUAUCCCAUGCAAAGUCUCGAUAUCGUCACCAUUACCGCGUCACAAACUCUGUCGCUAUUUUGCAUGCAAAAACGAUCCAAACGAUGAGAGGAUAGAACAUUCCUGUGUGUAUCGCCCAUAAUCAGCUGCAGACGUACAAUUUCACGGCCAGUGUGAACAUGCUGGGCAAAUUGUGUUGGGACGGAGCAGCAGAAGGUGUUGUGGUCUACAUGUAGAGCAAGGACGUUUGGGAGGAUUCACACUUGUCGCUUGCCAUCGCAGCCUGCCACAAAGGGCAUAUGAAGAGACUGUGUUUGUCUGCACAGGGUAGGAGUUGCUUGAGUGAAUGGAUUCCAUGAACAUGUAUUCUGUACACGUAUGCCUUGCUAUUAUUGAAAAUGCAUAAUUAUUUUCUUUUGCUUCAAAAAGGUAAUACAUGAAUACAUAUAUAGGAUUUCCUUUGUAAUUUUAAGAUUUAAAGAUAUGCUGCAGUAAAGCAUGGCAUUUUUUGUGUAUAGAAUUCACAUUUCUGUAUUUAACUUAGGGAAUACACAUCUUUGAUGCGCGCAGUUAUCAUUUAUUUACAUGAUGCAAACAAAGAAACCACCAUGGUGUACUACUUCAUAUAAAUGAGCCUUUAAGCUAAUCUUAAAUGUUGGUACGUGUACAUGUAAUGGCCUAUAUUUUCAAGAGAAAUCGGCUUUAAAUGAUAUGAAUUGUUUAUCAGGCAGUCAAUGUUUGAUAUUUAACCUGCAAAAUACAAUGUACAUGUACACUACAUGUAUGUGUACAUUUAUAAAGUCUUAGUACGGUAUAAACAUUCACCAAAACGUGAAAAGCACAACUCACAAUUUUACACGUUACAGCAUUGUAUGAAACAGAUAAACUGCAGCCCUAUGAAUCCCCGCCACAGAAACCAAAUUUUGUUGACUUUAAAUUAGCUUUAACCAAAUUUUAGGAUGAACUCAUUCAGUAGAAUACUGGGCUUAGGAUAUCUUGAUUCUGCCUACAAGCUAAAGAACUUGAAGUAAUUAUCGUCUUUUUUCAAUUCAAAAUACAUGUACAUGUAUGCCAUCAUUAGCAUGGUUAAAAUCAAAGAGAAAAUGUAUCACCAGACGUUUUUGGUAUUUUCAUGGGAAUUUGAAAGCUAAAAACAUCACCAUCAAAAUUACUAGUUUGGUAUGUUUUAUAGCAUAAUGUAGAAUUCAAUUUAUUGGAUUUCAAUUUUAUCCCAUCUGCUGAAUUUUGUUGAAUCAUUUUCUCUUGAAGUAUAUUAUUUUGUUUCUUUAUUUCUUUAGAGUUUGAUUCUUUUGUUCUUGUUAUUUUUUAUACCAAUACAAAGAAAUGUAUUAUUUUCAAAUCUUUUGGAUGUAGAUAGAUCUGUGUAGUUCAUAGAGCAUAUUCACCCACAUGUAAUGGGCAUUUUACUAUUUGUAAAUUUGGGUGCAUGUUUUAUUUGACCUUUCCCUUAUAAAUGUUUGCCUUUAACCCUUUUGAUACUCCUCCUGACACCAUUAUGACUGGAGUCUAUGGACAAUAAAAAAAAUUGGUAUCAAAUGGGUUUAGCGAGAGGAGGCGAGCGCACAUGCAUAGUGCAGAGAUGUGGACCAAAUGUAAUUCCUGUUUCAGGCAAUGAUGGACAAUUUUAAGGGCUUAAUGUACAUGUAUAUGUACACACAUCUUUGCUCUUACAGUCACAACAUACAUGUACUGAAUGUCUCUCGUAAAUUCCACAUUAAAAAAUGUGAUAUUCCUUGAAUGGCAAAGUUUAUUUCAUAUUUUAGGACACCAUCAAUAUAUAUCAAGCUUAUGAGAGCUGUGCUGCAAUACUGUUGUUCUAUUAUUGAUAGGGUUUCACACUGCUGUCAGAAUAUGUGUGGGAGGAAAUUCUUUGAUCUGACAUUGAGGUAUUUGCUGUAUAACCAAGGAGAUUUUUGUAAAAUUGUUGUAAAAUCUCCUUGGUUUAACGCAUCUUGUUGAAUGCUACAAGAACCGUACAAACUUUAAUACAUGCAUGUACUGGAAGAUGUGGAUCUUCAUUGGUUUAAGUAGUUCCAAAUACAUUUAUUACCUAUAUUGAAGUCUAUGAUUUAUGAAUAUAUUAUCAGAUUGCAUAAAUCAUUAAAUUCGUAUUCCUUUAUCAAACAUCAUUCUUGAUACCAUUUGCAUGUACUCAAGGUCAUAAUAAUAAUAAUAAAAGAUAUUUCUAUACUGCAAAUUGCAUAUUGCCUCUAUGCAACGGUUGGCUUUUCAUAAUUCAUAUCAAAUUGUUUUUGUGUAUCUUCAUAAUCGGUUGUUGAGCUACCAGCUGGUAUCAGAUUUUGCCCAUUCUCGAAAUAAUUUGAAAAACAAUCCUGUUUAUCUAAUAUUUCAUUGACAACUUAUUUCAUUGAUUUUGAUUAAUGCAAACUAUAUGAUUAAAUAUGUAUUUUAUCGAUUAAGUAAUAUAAAUAAUGUGUAUGAGGUACAUGUGUGCAAAUGCCUGUUGUAAAACCUUUUAAGACUGAAACAUAUAUUUCUACUAUAUUUCAGUUCUUGUAUCCUUAUCCGUUUGAAGAGAAUAGGGCAUUAACUUGUAUACUUUAACACAGAGAAAACAUCAUUCUGGCUCAGUCUCAACAGACCCUUCAGUGUUUCAUGUACUUUUAUUGUUUUAUCCUUAUUUUCCAUUGUUUUACAAGUUGUGCUAUUGGAGGCUUUCAAAGCCCUAAAUGGGGCAAACACAGAUUUUAAAGGAAUUCAAAAAUGCAGUUUUCAUUUGACAUUGUAAUAGCUCUUCAGACACCACCUGUACAUGUAUCCUCUGGCAUAGCAUCAUCAUGGGUGGAACCAUUGAUCAAGGGGUACUUUUCUCAGAGGGGCAGUGGCACAUAAUAAAAUGAGGGGGGGGGGGGAAUGAUCUUGCAAAGAAAUUUACCCUUUGGAAAAAUUAUGUAUGAAAUGGGGGUGUAUAUGAAGAAAUAUAUGCAUUUGAAAUGAAUAAUAUCAAUAAUGCACCCAUCAUUUGUGUAAAAUAUUAAUUUCUUCUUUACCAUAAUUAUAUUUCUCUUAUAAUUCAUGCAAAAUGCAAAACGAAGGAAGCUGAACUUUGAUGGUUAAAAUCAUCAUUUAUUUUAUGUGGAUAUCAAUAAAAUACAAAAAUCUGCAUUUCUAUUACAAAUA
This is a messenger RNA of Strongylocentrotus purpuratus (purple sea urchin), 3595 nucleotides long. Its product is annotated as DET1- and DDB1-associated protein 1. Gene Ontology annotation, cellular component: Cul4-RING E3 ubiquitin ligase complex. NCBI's taxonomy places the organism in Eukaryota, Metazoa, Echinodermata, Echinoidea, Camarodonta, Strongylocentrotidae. Gene Ontology annotation, biological process: positive regulation of proteasomal ubiquitin-dependent protein catabolic process. The coding region runs from base 115 to 447 and encodes 110 amino acids. The record is from RefSeq and is a predicted model, not a curated record. The transcript is spliced from 5 exons.